AUGUUAAGCAUACUGACAUUUUUGCAUUAUCACAUUAAGCGGGAACGACAACAAGAUGAUGAGUUGUUACGGACUAGUGACGCUAUUGGCGAUAACAACAUUGGCGACGAAGACUGCGAGAUCAAUGGCGUGACGCUGCGGCACCGUAGUAUGGAAUACUAUGGAGAAUUUUCAUAUGUCGCGUGCUCGCACGGUAAAGCUUCCUGCUUUCUCUUUGAACCUGCAGACGACGAAGCUUCAAAGGUGGCGUGUCCUACUCAAAACUUUCAGCAGAUGAUUGACAAGGAGUCUGCAUACCGCGCUCAUGAGAAGAAAACGAAACAAAGAGUUGAUAGAGAUGAUAAAGUAGGUCUACGCCACCUAUAG
Messenger RNA from Plasmopara halstedii, 366 nucleotides. RefSeq names its product metalloprotease family. Bases 1 to 366 code for a protein of 121 amino acids. Lineage: Eukaryota; Oomycota; Peronosporomycetes; Peronosporales; Peronosporaceae. The record is from RefSeq and is a predicted model, not a curated record. The transcript has 3 exons.